GGACUGCAGACUUUGCCACUGCCAUUUCUUCGUGUCUCCUCUCACUCGGUCACUGCUCACUGAUAAAAAAAAUCAAAAUAAACACAGAGAAAAUGGCGUGGUGUGCUUUGAAACCCUUUAAUGUCCCAAUAAUGAAGGCCGGAGGAGUGAUUCGUCCACGGGCUCCGCUGGCAAUCGGCUGCGCUUCAGUCGUCGGCACCAGUCUUUGGCGCUCUUCUUCGAACCGAUCAUUCGCUCCUCCCUUGGCCUCAUUAAGCACCGCCACUUCUUCUUCUAAGAAGGAGGCUGUUAAGACUGAGAACGCUCCAGCAGCACUGGGACCAUAUUCUCAAGCAAUCAAGGCCAACAACCUUUUAUUUGUUUCUGGGGUUCUAGGUCUUAUUCCGGAGACUGGGAAGUUCAUCUCUGAUAGUGUUGAGGAUCAGACGGAACAGUUGCUUAAAAAUAUGGGUGAAAUAUUAAAAGCUAGUGGAGCUGACUAUUCCUCUGUUGUAAAGACAACAAUUAUGUUGGCUGACCUGAAGGAUUUCAAAAAAGUGAAUGAAAUCUAUGCAAAAUACUUUCCUGCACCAUUUCCUUCUCGUUCAACAUAUCAGGUAGCAGCAUUGCCAAUGGAUGCCAAGAUUGAAAUUGAGUGCAUAGCCCAACUUCCCUAAAAACUUGGAACUCUAGCCUCAUCUGGGAACUUGCGUAGAUGCCUUCUAAAAGUUUGCUCAAAGUUAAUAAAUUGGUUUGGGAGGGAAAUAAGACAGUUGAAUUGCACUUUUUUGCUUGGCGUUCCUUGAAUGUUUUGCUUCGUCUAAUGUGAUCCUCUUGGUCAAUUAGUGGCCUAGUGGACAAAAUUUAGGGCAAUGGAUAUCCCUUACAAUUUGUGUUAAAACUUUCAGUUUAUAGUAGUGUUUUUAGCCUAUGGAAAUGGAAAUUAAAUGUUUGAGAGAAUCAUUCAAGAUUUUCAGCA
Messenger RNA from Jatropha curcas, 958 nucleotides. Its product is annotated as endoribonuclease L-PSP family protein. Lineage: Eukaryota; Viridiplantae; Streptophyta; Magnoliopsida; Malpighiales; Euphorbiaceae. The record is from RefSeq and is a predicted model, not a curated record. Gene Ontology annotation, molecular function: deaminase activity. Gene Ontology annotation, cellular component: mitochondrion; cytosol.